AUUCCUCACAUAUCACCAAUUUUUUGAGCAUUAAUUAUAGUUAUAACUUUUUCAAUAAUUUUGAUUCUUUUAUCAAUAAUUUAUUUUAGUAAUUCCCCUAGAACACCUGACUCUUCAAAAAUUACAAAGAGUAGUGUUAGAUUUAACUGAAUAUGAUAA
Molecule: messenger RNA, 159 nt
Organism: Amphibalanus amphitrite
Lineage: Eukaryota; Metazoa; Arthropoda; Thecostraca; Balanomorpha; Balanidae
Source: the annotation of a RefSeq genome assembly